AUGUAUAAUCCGUUUCAAAACCAGGAUAAUUAUUCGUCCCAAGGCUCGAAUCCUAGGUUAAAUUAUUAUCAAGGGUCAAACGCAAAUUAUCAAAAUAACCCCCAAGGGAACCCGGCUCCUCCAACUUUUAACCAACACCAUAGAGCUUCGGUAGAUAUUGGCGGAUUUCAAUUGCAACCAACUGGAUCCUACGGGAACAACAUCCAAGGGACCUAUAGCCCUCCUCCCAAUAAUGGAUACCCUAACCAAAAUUCUAAUUCUAAUUUUCAACCUUCAGGUCAGCCUCAACCUAUGGAUUUCCAUCCAACUAAUUCAGUAAAUCUCUCUAGACCUCCUCCCUUACAUCCUUCUUUAGUUAGCCACACAUCUCAGAAUGCACCUAACUUAAUUCAACCUCAACACUCAGGAUAUUAUAACAAUCAGCCCCCCCCUACUAAACCUUUAGCUCCAACUGAAACAGGAUUUAUUCAACAAGUUGCGGCAGAAGGGAUUAAUAAUGAUUUAAAGAUCCCACCUAUGAGAUUAUCUUUUAUUACAGCUAAUGACCAAAGUAAAUUUGAAACCUUAUUUAGAUCUCAAGUCCAGAAGGGUGCAAAUGCCAUUGAAGGUCCAGAUUGUAGGAAAAUCCUCAUGAAAUCAGGUUUAAUUCCCUCUCAGUUAGCGCAAAUUUGGACUCUAUCAGAUACCAACAGAGCUGGCGCAUUACUAUUCCCAGAAUUUUGUUUAGCUAUGUAUUUAGUUAAUACAACCUUAAAAGGUAACCCAAUUCCUUAUGUUUUAGAUAAGAAUAUUAAGACAGAAGUUGAUGCAUUUAUUGAUGCAAUUAGUGUUAUGAUAGCAACUGAAGCUGAUUCUGAUGAUCCAAUGCCAACUACAAAUCCCUUUGGUUCAAACGCAACUCAAAGAGCUACUUCUCCACCAAGUCAGUCUAUCAGUAUGUCUAAUCCACCUGUCCCUUCAAGACUGCCUAGCUCUCAAAUUCCAACUCAGAGCCAACAACAUUCAGGUUUACAAAAUUUACCACCCCAAAUAUCACCAAAUCGUCCAGGCAUAUCUUCUCCUAAUAGAGUUCAUUCAUCACCUAAUGUUCAAAUGGGAGGGCAAACAUUACCUGGUAUUACCUCCCAACAACAAACAUAUCAAACCAUGCAAGGCAAUAUUAACGUGACUUCACAAACCUCAGCAACAAAUCCUCAAGAUAUGUAUUUUAGACCAACUGGUCCUGCCCAACCUGCACUUAUACCAAAUUAUAAACAACAAGGCCCACUAAAUGGAUCUCAACAAAAUACUAAUUUGCAGCCUAUGCAACAAUCUGAUCUACAACAACCCCAACCACAGCAACCACCACAAAACAUCCAACCUCAACCACAGCAACCACCACAGAACAUUCAACCACAACCUUCGGGGCCUUUAUCCCCUUUUAAUUUCAACAUUCAAAACCAAACGACUGGAACUUUAGGUAGUCCUCAGAUAACUGGCUAUAUUCCUUCAACAACAUUUGGCAUGCCUAUGCAGCCCACUGGUGGUAUGAUGCAACCACAGCGUACCGGAUCAAUGUUACAGGCACAGCGAACAGGUUCAGGACAGUUUAAUGUCCCUAUGCAAACCCAAGCAACAGGGGGUGGUAUAAUACAACCUCAAUUAACUGGAAGUGCAUCCACAAUCCUCAACCCCGGCUAUAUAAAACCACAAUCAACAGGAUCUUUGAAUGCUAUGAUUCAGAAUCAACCUAUGUCUUUACAAUCUCAACCUACCGGGGGAUAUGGAAUUGCUCCUCAAGGUACCGGAAUGAUGAUAUCUAAUACUACAGGUAUGCAACAACAAGGCAACCUUGCCCCAAUGAAGCCAUUAACAGCUCAGAAAACUGGUUUUGGUAAUAAUGAAAUUUAUAACAAAUCGAAUUUUGUUGCACCAGUAAGCAAUUCGAAAGAAGACACUAUUUCAGACCAAGAAAAAGCAUUGUAUAAUAAAAUUUUUGACACUUAUGAUACGAGCAGAAGCGGUUACAUCAAUUCGCCAACAGCAGUAGAAAUUUUUAGAAAAUCAGGUUUACGCCGAGAAGAUUUAGAGCAUAUUUGGAAUUUAUGUGAUACGAAUAAUAAUGGCCAAUUAGAGAGGUCUGAGUUUAUUGUUGGUAUGCAUUUAGUAUAUCAAACUUUGAACGGAAAGCCUUUGCCUCAAAGACUUUCCCCAAAUUUAAUCCCUAAACACACUGCUAUCCUAAAUAAUGUGAGAGACCAGCUAAUGAAUACAUCGUCUCAAAAUCAAAAUACAAACAAUUUGAAUAUUAAUGCACCAGCUUAUAAAAAUAAUGAUCAAGAUACAUCCUUACCAAAUUUCCGUAACAGAAACUCUAGUUCGUCAAUUUCAAUUUCUAAAACUUCUCCUCAAGAUCAAAAGCCGACUCAAUCUACAGGUACGCAACCUGUGUCAACAAAUAAUAAAUUACACGAUGCAAUUCAAAAUAGUCUAAAUGCGAAAAUUAUGACUCUACAAAAUGCUAUUAAGGAAAAGAAAAGAUUAUUGGAUGUUGAACAAAAGAAGGUAUCCCAAUAUGCUUCCAAUACCCAAAGAAAAAGUGAAAAUACUGCAAGAAUUGAAGAAGUCAAAAGACAAUUAUCUAAUAUUCAAGCCAUUCAAAUUCCUGCAAAUAGUAGCUUACCUGACAAUUAUUGCAAUAGAGUGGAAAAUAUUAUCAAAAAUGUUCCAGUUUUAUUUACAAGAAUUAAUGAUAUUGAAGAAUCUAUUACAGCUACAAAGCUCCAAUUGUAUCAUGCUAAAAAUCCAUUUAGUAAUAAUGAGUCUGACGAAAUAGAUAGAAUUAAUGCCGAAAACCAAAAAAAUAAGCAAAAUAUUGUCGAGAUUCAAAAAUCAGUAUCUGAGUUAUCUUCUUUAUUACUGUCAUCUGUAACAAAUGAAAGAAUUGGCAAAAAUUCUGGUGAAUUUGGUAGGUGGGAGUUUGGGUUGGAUCUUGAACCCCAAGUUCGUCAAUAUGUUUCCAAUGUUAAACAUAAUGAUCAUAUAAUCAGACACAACAGUUCCUCUACAGCCCCUAAAGUUUUAAUCACACAUCCAAGUACUUCCAAUAUGAAUUCAAGUAAUUCUAACAUAUCGAACUCACAUAAUAUCUCAUCAACUUUACCACAAAAUACAACUACUGAUGAUAUGGAUGACGAAGAGAAGAGAUUAGAAGAGGAAUUAGCGAGAUUACAGCUACAAAAGAGAGUCGAAAAAGAAGAAAGAAUAGCCAGACUACGUAAACAAGUCGAGGAGGCUAAAGCUUCUGCUUCUAAAUGA
Messenger RNA from Henningerozyma blattae CBS 6284, 3297 nucleotides. RefSeq lists its product as uncharacterized. Lineage: Eukaryota; Fungi; Ascomycota; Saccharomycetes; Saccharomycetales; Saccharomycetaceae. Gene Ontology annotation, cellular component: mating projection tip; plasma membrane; nucleus. The transcript has a single exon. Gene Ontology annotation, biological process: actin cortical patch assembly; endosomal transport; endocytosis. Gene Ontology annotation, molecular function: protein binding; calcium ion binding. The record is from RefSeq and is a predicted model, not a curated record. Bases 1 to 3297 code for a protein of 1098 amino acids.